CGUGUCGAUGCGCCGCCGCGGAGAAAUGCCAUUUCCGACUCGCGCGCACAAAAUUGCUGGCUAGAAUUAAUUCCGAGCGGGACGCUCUCCGAGGAUGACGAUGAUACCGCGUCAUUGACACGGAAAAUUCGAGGAGGAGGAACGUUUUAAUUAAGAAGAUAAUCGGAUUUGCGGAGGAGGCGGCCUCCAAAUGAGGAUUGGAUGCGGUAAGCGCUCGGAGUAGUUUGAAUUUGAAUGUUGAUUGUCGCGGUAAUGGCGAGGAUUGCGCGCGGGGCUGCUUUAGUUUCUUUUUCUUUUACCUUUUUUUUAUAAAUCGGAGAUCCGAGUUAAUGGAUUUUGGUAAUUGCAUUGCGUAACGAUGACCUUUCGCUGGAGAACAUCGAGUUAUGAUUGGAAACGUCGGUACGGAAGAGAUCGUUUAGGCGUUAUUCACAUGUAUAACUUUAACGACCUUGUAGUCAUUCCGUCAAUCAUGAAUCACAGACAAGCGUAUAAUAUCUAAUUAUCGGACCACUUACCAUUACGCAAUGAUAACAGACAUCAGUGAUAAUUGCAAAGUGUUAGAUGGAAAAAAAAUAGCUUAUCAACGGUUUAUUCCCGUGCGAGACUCGAAACCAAAUCUCAGAACGCUUGUAGCAGUUCAGAAACGAGUACACUGUGUUAAGAGAUGGAUCGUUGGAUGGGAAAAGUCGCCGUGGUCACGGGAGCUUCUGCUGGAAUAGGACUGCUCACGGCUGAGGCUCUAGUGCGACAUGGUAUGGUCGUCGUUGGAUUGGCCAGGAGAAAGGCUAAGAUGGAUGAAGGUAUGAAAAACGUUCAAGAAAAGGGAAAGUUUCACGCAGUCGAGUGUGAUGUAACGAAGGAAGAUAAUGUCAUCAAAGUCUUCGAUUAUAUUAAGAAUAAAUUCGGAAGCGUGCACGUGCUGGUUAAUAACGCCGGAGGAAUGACCAAAGGAGCGACUACGGACUUGAGUAGUGAGGAACUGAAGAAGAUCAUCGAUCUAAAUAUAGUGGGCCUGUUAUACUGCACAAGGCAGGCUGUUAACUUGAUGAAGGAAAGUAAACAGGAAGGACACAUAAUAAACGUCGGCAGCAUCUUAGGCCACAGAGUAGCGUACAUUGAAAAAUUCUAUUUCAACGUUUAUCCGGCCACCAAGUUCGCCGUGCGUGCGCUCACAGAAACAAUGAAGGACGAACUACGCGAUUAUCCAAUUCGUUUUACACACAUUAGCCCAGGAGUAGUGAAAACUGAGUUUUUCGAUGUCGCGGGGGCAGAUCCAAGCAUGCUUGAAGUAUCUCCGGCGCUUAAUUCGGAAGACGUAGCCGACGCGAUUGUUUAUGUGAUUGGGACGAAACCGCAUGUGCACAUUCCUGAGCUCAGCAUUCGACAUAUGAACGACUACUAUAAAUAAUCUUUUAAAUUAUAGUUUUGAAAAUUAGCACAUGCUUUAUGCUGAAUACUUAACGUAGAUAAGCUGGUUAAACAAACGAAAAUUUAUCAAAAAAAAAAUAAUAAAUAAAUGAAUACUCAAAUAAUAAACGUGAUACAAAAAGCACUUGUCAUGUGGAUUCGAAAAUACUAUAAUUUACGAAAGUGAGGACAAAAAUAGCACAGACUGAUUCACGCAUACAUUUCAUUCAACCAUCGAUGACUAUGAUUUCGGUGUUUCUCAAUGACAAGUACAUUUUUAACGAAUUAUCUUUAGUCUCAGAGCUGACGCAAUCAUAACAAAACAUUACGGUACAAUGCGUUGCAGCAAGGUGAAUGUGAGCAAGGGUAUCACAACAAAAGACGUUAUGCACGAAACGGUAAGAACAAAGAACAAGCUAAAAAACACAAUGAGCCUGAUCAUUACGCAGUCAUUUCGAGAGGGAGAAUACGAUUAUGCAUACCAUUUACACAAGCAGUAGGUAUUUACUCAUCGAUUCGAAUAAAUCAACCUCGAAUCAUCA
Nasonia vitripennis (jewel wasp) is the source of this 1952-nucleotide messenger RNA. RefSeq names its product farnesol dehydrogenase. The transcript is spliced from 6 exons. The coding region runs from base 668 to 1411 and encodes 247 amino acids. NCBI's taxonomy places the organism in Eukaryota, Metazoa, Arthropoda, Insecta, Hymenoptera, Pteromalidae. The record is from RefSeq and is a predicted model, not a curated record.